AUGCCAGCUAAUGGGAAAUCACCCCAGAGGUUCCCAGCUGUGAUUCCAGGAGAACCUGGCAGAUCAACUGAGGCUUCUGUGUCCUUUGAAGAUGUGGCUGUGGAUUUCACCAGACAGGAGUGGCACAGACUGGAUCCUGCUCAGAGGACCAUGCACAGGGAUGUGAUGCUGGACACCUACAGCAACCUGGCAUCUGUGGGCCUCUGCAUGGCCAAACCAGAGAUGAUCUUCAAGUUGGAGCGAGGAGAAGAGCUGUGGAUAAUAGAAGAGGAGUCCUCAGGUCAUGGUUAUCCAGGAUCUCUCUUGUGGCUAUGUGGCAACAGUUCUGUCAGGGGUCAUGGCCGCAGGCAUGACAGCAGCCUUCUGCAGCCUAAGAGGAUUCAAACUUUGGAUCAAAAAAUUGAAUACAAUGGAUGUGGGCGAGGCUUUCAUGAGGAGGCAGGCUUUGCUGGCCAUAAAAGAACACACACGGGAGAAAAAAACUUUGAAUGUCCUGAAUGUGGGAAAGCGUACUGCAGGAAAUCAAACCUUGUUGAACAUCUGAGACGACACACAGGGGAGAGACCCUAUGAGUGUGGUGAGUGCGCGAAAACCUUCAGUGCGAGAUCCUACCUCAUUGCCCGUCGGAAAACUCACACCGGGGAGAAGCCCUUUGGAUGUAACGAGUGUGGGAAAUCUUUUGGCAGGAAGUUGCAACUCAUUCUGCACCGCAGAACACACCCUGGAGAGAGACCCUGUGAGUGUACUGCGUGCGGGAAAUGCCUUGAGAAGGCCACCCUGACGAUUCACCAGAGAACCCACACUGGGGAGAAACCCUACAAAUGUGGGGACUGUGGGAAGGCAUUUCGGGUGAAGAUAUCCCUUACCCAACACCAGAGAACCCACACAGGGGAGAAACCCUAUGCAUGUGGGGACUGUGGGAAAUCCUUCCGAAUGAAGAUGAUGCUCAGUAAUCAUCAGAGAACGCACACAGGUGAGAAGCCCUAUCGGUGUCACGAGUGUGGGAAGGCUUUCCGGGUGCACUCCUCUCUGGGGAUCCACCGGCGAAUUCACACAGGAGAGAAGCCUUACGAGUGCAGCGAGUGUGGUAAUGCCUUCUACGUGAAAGCACGCCUCGUUGAACACAAGAGAAUGCAUUCGGGAGAGAAACCGUAUGAGUGUAGUGAGUGUGGGAAAAUCUUCAGUAUGAAGAAAUCCCUUUGUCAACACUAGAGGACUCACACAGGAGAGAAACCUUACGAAUGUGGGGAAUGUGGCAAUGCUUUCUAUGUGAAAGUACGCCUCAUUGAGCAUCAGCGAAUUCACACAGGAGAGAGACCCUUUGAAUGUCAAGAAUGUGGGAAGGCUUUCUGCUGGAUGGCACACCUCACGGAACAUCACAGAACUCGCAUAGGUCAGUCCAGGCCUUGUGCCAUGGAGAAAACCUCUCCCUAAACUCUCCCUUCCCCAGUGGAUCGAGUGUCUUGGGGGAUCUGGUCACCAGGGCACCUGUAUUCCUGUGGCAUGUCC
Messenger RNA from Lepus europaeus (European hare), 1509 nucleotides. RefSeq names its product zinc finger protein 157 (gene ZNF157). Gene Ontology annotation, molecular function: DNA-binding transcription activator activity, RNA polymerase II-specific; RNA polymerase II cis-regulatory region sequence-specific DNA binding. Gene Ontology annotation, biological process: regulation of transcription by RNA polymerase II. Lineage: Eukaryota; Metazoa; Chordata; Mammalia; Lagomorpha; Leporidae. The record is from RefSeq and is a predicted model, not a curated record. Gene Ontology annotation, cellular component: nucleus.